Messenger RNA from Chrysemys picta bellii (western painted turtle), 4297 nucleotides. It is a transcript of the gene NSUN6, whose product is annotated as NOP2/Sun RNA methyltransferase 6. The record is from RefSeq and is a predicted model, not a curated record. Gene Ontology annotation, molecular function: RNA binding; RNA methyltransferase activity. NCBI's taxonomy places the organism in Eukaryota, Metazoa, Chordata, Testudines, Emydidae. Gene Ontology annotation, biological process: RNA methylation.
GUUUCACCAGAUGGGGGAAAUGUUUAGCGCUGGGUUGGGAAAAGUUGGCAUCACGCUAGAGAAGCGCUGGCAGCUGACCAGUCCCUAGCGAGGCUCGGGCGGAGUUUUCCCCGUGCUCCGGAAGAGGCGGAAGGAAGGCUAUUGCACUAUAAAGGAAAAUGUCUUUUUUUCCAAAAAUAUUACUGCAACCAGAAGUUGAAGAAUACCUUGGGAACAUGUUUAGAAAUAAGGAGCUCAUAAGUGCUUUAGGCACUCUGGAAGCAGAGAGGAAAUAUGAAUCUCUGUUAAAUCGUCUAUCUCAUCCUCCAGCUUUCACAACUGUUAGAGUUAACACUCACUUGGCUUCAGUGAAACAAGUGAAAAAUCUGCUGUUUGAAGAGAUCCACAAGCAAUAUAAAGGUCUUAGUGUGCCAGUUCUUCAGCACCCACAACUCCAGGACAUCUUACUCAUUCCUGUCAUUGGACCCAGGAAGGAUCUACAAAAGCAAUCAUCUGAAGUCAUUGUUGGAGCCCAGUGUGGGAAUUCAGUGCUACGAGGAGCGCACGUCUUUGUUCCAGGAAUCAUAUCUGCUUCAAAAUUUAUGAAAGCUGGAGAUGUGGUCUCUGUAUACUCUGAUAUUGAAGGAAAGUGUAAAAGAGGAGCCAAAGAAUUUCUGGGAACCAAAGUUUUUAUUGGAAAUGGGAUUUCUGAAUUGAGUCGCAGUGAAAUCUUCAGUUCAAAUGGCUCACUCAAUUACAUAAGUAUAACCCUGAUGUCUAAAGAGGAAUGUGCCCCUUUAUCAUUAAUAUCAAUAUUGCUGAAAAACAAAAAGCAGACCAUCACCAGCCAAAGUAGUAUCAAUUGUGUCACUCAGAAAUUUUCUGAAUGUCUUGUGAAAAGAGGAAUAGGUGUAAGAAUGACAGACCCAGUUUACCUUAGUCCUUCGUUGGACAAUGUGCUGUCCAGUUACUUGUUUUUGCAGAACUUGCCCUCUGCAGUUGUAAGCCAUGUUUUAAACCCUCAGCCAGGAGAGAGAAUUCUGGACAUGUGUGCUGCACCUGGGGGAAAAACAACCCAUCUUGCAACAUUAAUGCGUGACCAGGGUGAAGUGAUAGCCAUGGACAAGAUAGCUAACAAAGUCAAAAAAAUCAAGCAGAAUGCAGCAUUGUUGCAGCUGAAUUGUAUUAAAGCAUUUUGCUGUGAUGGAACUAAGGCACUUGCCAUUGGGAAGAAAGAAGAUGGACAAGAAGGCCCUCCAUUCUCAGCAGAGUCAUUUGAUCGAAUUCUUCUUGAUGUUCCUUGUAGUGGGAUGGGACAGAGACCAAAUAUGGCCUAUUUCUGGACUCUAAAAGAAGUGAUGUCUUAUCAGCCAUUGCAACGCAAGCUUUUCAGCAUGGCAGUGAAAUUGCUGAAGCCAGGGGGCACUUUGGUGUAUAGUACAUGUACAAUUACACUGUCUGAAAAUGAGGAGCAGGUCGCCUGGGCCCUGGAAAAUUUUCCCUGCCUCCAGCUUCAGUCACAGGAACCACGUAUUGGAGGAGAAGGCAUGAUGGGAGCUGGAUUAUCACUUGAUCAGCUGAAGCUGUUGCAGAGGUUUGAUCCAUCCAGUGUGACGUCACGUGGAAUGGAUAUUAACUCUUUGCAGGAUUCCAGGGAAGAAGACCUGAUCUUGCUGGCAAAUAAAGACUGUAUAGGAUUUUUUAUUGCAAAAUUUAUUAAAUUGAACAGCAAAUAGACAUUUAGCAACACAACCUGAAAAAGCACCUUUUGAGCUAACAGUUGGACCAUUCUUAACUGUUUCUUCUCAUGCAUUGUUGUCAAGCCAACAGGCUGAUGACAUGGUUGCUAUAGAAGCAGUAAAAUCUCCCAGCUGUUCUACUGGGACAGAGCCACAGAUUUGGAACAAGAAAGUCACAGUUGCAGGAGGUGGUGAUUCAUUUUUAUGUCUCCAUUAGCUUUUGUAUUUAUAGUAGGUCAGUGGCGGAAGGAAAGGUAAAUUCAGAUUACUGGUUGUUGACUUAGUGUACAGUAUUGCACAUUUAGAUUACUGCUUGUUUUCUGUUUUAACUUGUUGGUUUAAUGUGUACAGUAUUGCAUAGGAACAGAUUUUGCUGUGGGAAUUUAAAUUUUAUAAAAUGCAAAAAAAUCCAGAUUAAAUACAUAAAAAAUAUAAAGUCAAAUUUUGUAAAGAAUGAUAGUUUCUAUAGGGAAUUUAGAAAUUACUGCAUCAUUAAAUAAAUAGUGAUGUGAAAUAGUCGCAUUUCACAAAGAGCUGUUUUAUAAAUUAAUAAUUAUAACAUCUCAUCUCCUUUAUUUUACUAUAAGCGAGAUUCUCUAUUCAUAUUGUAGACACACAAUAUAAUAGGCUUUGUAGCAUGUAUUUUACAGCAGCAUAUGUAUACUGCCCCUCUCCCUUCAGGGACUGAAAGAUACAGUGCUUCAAGGUCAAACUUGCCAUUUGUAAGCCUGGAUCAGUUCAGAAACAGCACUGCUGGACUGAUUGACUAGGGGCAGUUUUAAAGUCCAAUAUCACUUGCACCAUGAGGGCUACAGUCUAAUAAUCUAUGCCAUUGGGAUGGUGAAAAUCUCAGCUUUUUCAUGGCACAGAGUAUCACAUUCCUGUCUCUAUCUGGCAGAAUCAUAGAAAUAUAGAGCUGGAAAGGACCUCACGGUCAUCAAGGUCCCCGCGCUGAGGCAGAACCAAUUAAACCUUGACCAUCCCUGAUAGGUGUUUGUCCACUCUGUUCUUAAAAACCUCCAAUGACAGGACUCCAUAACAUUCCUUGAAAGCCUGUUCCAGUAUUUAACUAGCUUUAUAGCUAUUAGGGAAAAUGUUCCAUCUACCUAGUCCCACUCCGUCACCAUGUUCAUGGAAAGUACAAGAACAAUUGAACACCAUCCUCUUAAUAACAACCCUUCACAUAUUUUAAGACUGUUACCAGGUUCCCCCCUCAGUCUUCAAGACUAAACAGGCUCUGGGUUUUUUUUAAAUCUUUUCUCGCAGGUCGGAGUCUCUAAAUCAGUGGUCCUCAAACUUUUCAGGGUCAUGACCUUACCCCUGUCCUGCCCCCCUGGAACCGGGAGCAUGGCUGCAACUCACCUGGGGUGCACAGGGGUCAAGGCUGGGGCUGGCGGCCAGGUGCGAAGCCGUUGCUGAGGCUGGGGCAGGACUGGGUAGUACUGUCUCUUUGCCUGUUGAGGUUGACCUGGGCCCUGCCAGGCUCUCCCUGCCCCGAAUGUGUGCCCCACCGUUUGGGGACCAGUGCACUAAACCUUUUAUUAUUGUGGGUGCUCUUGUUUGGACUUUCUCCAAUUUAUCCAUGUCUUUCCUAAAGUUUGGCACCCACAAUUGGACACAGGACUCCAGCUGAAGGCUGAUUACUAUGGAGUAGCGCAGGACUGUUAUCUUCCAUGUCUUCCAUAUACGUUAAUGUUAAUACACGCCAGAAUAUUAUCCUUUUUCACAAUGCACCACAUUGUUGGCUCAUAUUCAGUUUGUAAUCCACUAUAACCCCCAACUCCUUUUCAGCAGGACUACCACCAACCCAAUUAGUCCUUUUUUUUUUUCUUUCUCUUCCUUAAGUGAAGUACUUUGAUUUCUGACCAAUUCUACAAGCUAAUUUUGAAUUCUAAUCCUUUUCCCCAAAGUGCCUGCAAUGUCUUCCUAUCUUGGUGUUAUCUGCAACUUUUGUAAGCAUAUGCUCCACUCCAAGUCAUCAAUGACAUCAUGGUAACUUGCUGCUUCCUCUCUCCUUUGAAACAUUAAUGUGGUGGUUAAUAUAUCACAAACUGCUAGAGACAGCACUCAGUGCUUAGUGCCAUCUGAAAAAACGUCACAAUCCACCUUGCAAGUGGCUUAAACGCUAGCUCAUCAGGAGACAUCGGGUCCGAAUUGAGAAGGGAAUUAAAAAAGAUGGCAAUGAGAACGGUUAACUUUAAUAAACCUGCAAAAAUGUAUACUAAUCCUGAAUGCUGCCGGCUAUUGGUGUAUGUAGACAGUGUUAGGGCUUGCUGGGUCAUGUAGUCUUCCUCAUUUCCAAUACAAGGAAUAAUGUUGGAACUGGCAGGGUGAAGGAAUGAAAAAGGUGGGUGCAGUUCAAACAACCUAUGUUCAGGGAUUGAUGGGGGAGUUUUUUCCUUGUUUUUGACUGACAACUUUUGUUUAAAACUAUUACUUACAUAAAGUUUGAGUAUUGAAGUAAAAUUAUAUUUGAUUUGAGUGAACAGCAUGAAUGGUAUUUCCUUCUGUAAAAGUAAAAUAGUUUGAGAUGCUACUGCUUGGUUUGCAAUUAAAACAACCUAAUACAAGCUAUAUAA